This is a messenger RNA of Aspergillus wentii DTO 134E9, 1782 nucleotides long. RefSeq names its product ferric reductase family protein. Bases 1 to 1782 code for a protein of 593 amino acids. Lineage: Eukaryota; Fungi; Ascomycota; Eurotiomycetes; Eurotiales; Aspergillaceae. The transcript has 3 exons. Gene Ontology annotation, molecular function: ferric-chelate reductase activity. Gene Ontology annotation, biological process: intracellular iron ion homeostasis; iron ion transport; copper ion import. The record is from RefSeq and is a predicted model, not a curated record. Gene Ontology annotation, cellular component: plasma membrane.
AUGCUUUCGCUAUUCUUUCUCGGUUUGUCCCUGGCUGGGCAGUCAUCGGCAGCGGAACUCCAAAAGCGCUGGGGUGAUAAUACCUACUAUGAAAUCCUCAAUGAUGACCUCGCUCGAAUCACCCUGCUCGUCCUCGGUAUGAUGGCUGCGUUCAUGUAUGUGUGGAAACUGGGCUUUCGCUUUUCGGAUCAUCUUCGACGGCUCGCAAGUUUCAACAGUGAACAACGAUACUUUGUUACUCCCAAUGCCACUUUUGCCAAAGUGAAGAACCACCUGAUCUAUGCGGCCUUGUUUCGCACCCGUCACAACCGUGAAUUUCAGCUGUCGAGUGCUAUCAACAUGGGUACCUUGCCUAGUCGUUUCCAUGGUCUCCUCAUUUUUGGCAUCGUUGUCAUGAACAUCGUCCUCUGUGUCGUGACCGUUCCAUACAAGAAGGAUGAGCAGACUGUCUCGGGCAUCAUCCGGAACCGUACCGGUACCAUGGCCACCGUCAACUUGAUUCCUCUGGUUCUCAUGGCCGGACGCAACAACCCCUUGAUCACCCUCCUCCAGGUUCCCUUUGAUACUUGGAACUUGCUCCACCGCUGGCUCGGCCGUAUCGUGGUUCUCGAGUCCCUCGCUCACAUCUUUGCCUUUGUGCUUCCUGAGGCUUGGGAAGCCGGUUGGACCGUCGUUGGCAUGAUGUUUAAGCCCGGCAGCAUGUUCAUGCUGAGUGGUUUGAUUGCUGGCUGUGCCUUUACCGGUCUCAUGCUGCACUCCCCCUCGCCAAUCCGUCACGCCUUCUACGAGACCUUCCUUCACCUGCACAUUGCCAUGGUCGUGAUUGCCUUUGCCUUCCUCUGGGUUCACCUGAACGGCCACAUCGCACAGAAAUUCUUGCUUGGUAGUAUCGUCUUUUGGGCGUUCGAGCGAGCCAUGCGACUUGGCAUGCUUCUGUACCGCAACGUUGACAGAAAGUGCACAAAGGCUGUUGUCGAGGCUAUGCCCGGAGACGCUAUGAGAAUCACCUUGAGCCUCGCCAGACCCUGGACCUUCAAGCCCGGUCAGCACAUCUACCUUUACAUCCCCGCAGUCGGAUGGUGGUCCUCGCACCCGUUCUCCGUUGGCUGGAGCGACUCCGAAGAACAGAUCACCGAUGAGAAGGGCAUCCCUAUGACCCGCCAAGAGGUUGCUAGCCUCCAAAAGACAACCCUCUCUCUCCUCGUCCGCCGCCGUACAGGCUUUACCGACAAGCUGUUCCAGCGGGCCCAGAACUCGCCUGACUCUCGUGUCACUUUGAGGGCUUUCGCCGAGGGACCUUAUGGAAGCAUCCACUCCAUGGACUCGUACGGUACUGUUCUUCUUUUCGCCGGUGGUGUCGGUAUCACCCACCACGUCCCAUUCGUCCGCCACUUGGUCAAGGGCUACGCAGAGGGCACUGUUGCCGCUCGCCGUAUCACAUUGGUUUGGAUCAUUCAAUCUCCCGAACACCUGGAAUGGAUCCGCCCCUGGAUGACCAGCAUCCUGGCCAUGGACCGCCGCCGAGAAGUUCUGCGAAUCAUGCUCUUCAUCACCCGACCCCGCAACACCAAAGAAAUCCAAAGCCCAAGUGCCACCGUGCAAAUGUUCCCCGGCCGACCCAACGUCGACACACUCGUCGGCAUGGAGGUCGAGAACCAAGUCGGCGCAAUGGGUGUGCUCGUCUGUGGUAACGGUGGUCUGAGUGAUGACGUCCGCCGGACCUGCCGUAAGAGGCAAAACGAGACACAUGUUGACUAUAUCGAAGAGAGUUUCUCCUGGUAA